CCGCCGAGUUGGACCUCUCGCUUCCUCUCUGGUGUAACCACAGAUAGAGAACAUCUCUGGUGCGGCUGUCUGACGCCGGUCGGCCAUUUUGGGAAGGUUUGUUCAACGACGAGCUGCUGGCUACCGACAACACCGACCAGGGACGAAUACAUAAAAGGAACUGAACAACAACAAAAAUACGUUUAAAAAAAACCAACUUUACUUUAAAAAAACCAAAACAUCGUUCAAUAUGGGUCCACCAGGAGACAACCCACGUCGUGUGUCCUCUGAAAGAACGGAGGAUUUCAGUUGGUUUGUCAAUUUAUCUUGACAUGGCAUGUAAGGGUUAGUUAGUGGUUGUGACGACUGAAGGAAAAGCACGAAAAAAAAAACCCAGCGCAGAUAAAUAGUUCAACUUCAACGGGGUGAAAGAAAUUAUUAUUAUUAUUAUUUUAUUUUUUUCGAAAAACACGUUUGUCUGUCUAAAAAAAAAAAAUAAUAAUAAUUUUUUAAAAAUCUAGUUGGUUCUCUCUACGGGAAUAUACUAACCAGCAUGAUGAUAUUGAAGCAAAAUGUCAUUUAAAAUGCCGAGAUACAACAGUUAGGUAGUCAAGCGGACAAGUCAUUCCACAUUAAACACCAAACAAGACAGACAGAAACUCAGCGGAAAUGUAAAACGAAACAUGGGACUUGUCAGCUAACUUAACCCGCACGACAAUAGGCCUCCAAUUACAUCCAACUAAUAAAAAUGAUGUAGCUAGUUAGUUGACCCACUAACUAGUUAGUGUUGAAAGUGUAUGCUGCUUAGUCUUAACUAGUUCACGUUUAACUUUGUCAACUAAAAAAAUAGUCACGCUAUGAGUAUCGACAACGGAAGUAAACAAGGCCGCGGACCAGUUCAAUGGCAUUAAAAAACACCCCGGGAGAUGUUAAAAUACUCUGUCAACUUCAAUGUUUUAACUUGGUGCCAUCGGCUUCUGGCAUCCACAUUGACUUGUCAUGAUGCUUUUCUAUAUAUGUCCCUCAGUUAUUCAGGAACACGUUCAUAACGCGGUCUCUGCCGAGAAAUAAACACAAACAAAACGGCGUCAAUCAUGGACGAAGCUUUGAGUUUGAGAAGACACGAAUAAAAUUGUCUUGCUUUUUGUUUUGUGUAGUAAUCUCCUAUUUCACUAGCGAGAAGUAGUGUCGGUAUGGGUUUGGGAAAUGGCUAUCCUUUCUGUUAGUAGUUGUCAGUAACCUAAAGGAAAAGGUGUACUUCUCAUUUUUAAUUUGCUCAUUUGUUUUCACUAGGCAAAUGUGUUAGAAUUAAAGUUCAUUUGGUCUGUAUUCAAAUGUCAUACUUUUAAUCACAGCAUGGCUUCUUGAGUAAUUACUAAAACAAAUGUAGCCAAAUAUUGAUUCAAGAACCCCCGCUCCCCCUCCUGAGCAUAAACUAUUUUAAAUAAACAAAAUGACAUAGCUUGCUAUUUCAUUCGUUUCCUCCUUAAGUUGGUAGUUAUUUCAAAAGAGCUAGUGUAGAAUAAUUUAGAUUUCUCGUUCUGUAAAAGGUAGCUAACGAGCUACAUAUAGACAACUCGAAAAUAUAGUCAAAAAUAUUCUGUAAUUAGAGAAGACACCUAGCAUCAAAAUCUAAUCAUGGGGGACCCAACCUGGAGAAGAAACCAAACUAGAGAUCGACUCCGUGCUCAGAUUCGAAAGAAAAGGGAAUCUUUGGCAGACCAGUUUGACUUCAAGAUCUACAUAGCCUUUGUGUUCAAGGACAAGAAGAAGAAGUCUGCGCUGUUCGAGGUAGCUGAAGUGGUACCAGUGAUGACCAACAACUAUGAAGACAAUAUCCUGAAGGGUGUGCAGGCUUCCAGCUACUCCCUCCAGAGUUCCAUGGAACUUCUGCAGAAAGAUGUCGUGCAGUUGCACGCCCCACGCUACCAAUCAAUGCGCAGGGAUGUCAUAGGAUGCACCCAGGAGAUGGACUUCAUCCUGUGGCCGCGCAACGACAUAGAGAAGAUAGUCUGUCUCUUGUUCUCCAGAUGGAAGGGGGCCGAGGAAGAACCCUUCAGGCCUGUUCAGGCCAAGUUUGAGUUUCAUCAUGGAGACUACGAGAAGCAGUUGUUGCAUGCUGUCGGCCGGAGGGACAAGGCUGGAAUGGUUAUGAACAACCCAACUCAAUCGGUCUUCCUCUUUAUGGACCGACAGCACUUACAGACUCCUAAAACCAAGGCCACAGUUUUUAAGUUGUGCAGCCUUUGCCUGUACCUGCCCCAGGACCAGCUAACGUGCUGGGGCGUUGGAGACAUCGAAGACCAUCUCCUCCCGUACAUGCCUGACUAGGGCCAGCCGGCCUCCAUGGCUUCCACCCACAACACAAGGAAGACUUAACCCCUAAGCCACUGAAGCAAGUUGAUCUCAUCCACCACACAUCCUUCCUUCCAUUGAAUAGAACUGCUGCUUGGGUCUCUUGUUUGUUAGUUUCCAUCGUCCUGAAGCUAAUUUAAAAAAUAAAAAUCUGUAUUUGUUUUUCCUUACCUACCAAGCUUCCUCCUCCUAGCUCUGCUCCUACCAGUUUUGGAUUGGUUCUACCUUUUAUCCACCCUCUUGUUUUUUCUGUUUAUUUUGAACCUGCACGAACAUUGAUUUUGAGUGGUUGGUUAUUCCCCCCAUGGAGCUGCACUGUCAACGACACAGAGCAGUCACUGAAGGAACUCUUCAUGUUGCUACCAAGCAGGAACAAAAGCCACACAGGUUUUUUUUUUUUAUGAUGUUCACAGGGGUCCUCUGUCUCUGCUGGACACAUUGUAACCCAUGUCAUAACAGAUUGGAAAAGCUUCUAUCAUUUCAAAAGCUUGGGUUAGAGGAAAACAUACCUGGGGAGGAAGGGGGGGGGGGGUGUUCUAGAAGGACUAGCUACCAUCUAUGACGGGUCAGCCUAGGUGGCGUUAAAACGUCCCCUGUAAAGCAAAGAUAAAAGGUGAAGGAGUGUUUGUCAAAUCAUUUGGUGUAGGUAUUUAUAUCUUUCCUUUUUAAGCCACCCUUGUUUUAAUGUUGGCUGGUUAUUUUUCUUUCUGGGUUCAUUUGCUUUUCCUGUGGAAUAUGCCAGGAACACCGUUGGUCUGAUCUGGAGUUGGGAACUGAUGGGAGGAAGUUGUCAGACAGACGGUAUUGUGAAUCGCAUGGUGUUUUAUUAUGUUGAAGGUUGUUACCAGGCAAAGCCAUUUAAGCUACUGAAAUCUGAUGUUUGUUUCUGGGUGGGGGUUGGCAUGGGUGUUUUUAUAAUUGCAGAAUGAAUGUACCUAACAACGGAACAGGUUGAAAUUAAAUGGGACCGUUACAUGUUCCUUUAAUUCGAUAGACAAGUAUCCUAAAGGGGACUAAUUGUUGCAGUGCUUAUAAAAUGUAAAAUGGGGGGUGGUUUUUGUUUUGUUGUUGCUUGCUUUGCUGGGGGAAAAUAAGGCACAAAUCAGUCAGUACAUUUGAGGGUUUUCUUUGUUGAUUCAAUAUGUUCGAUUUAAAGGUUUUGAGUCUAUUCCUUUUUUAAUUUAGUUUUUUUUAAAUGCAUCUAGAAAUCAACACGGCUGAACAAAUCCCAAUACAAUGUAACAUUUGAAAAUA
Molecule: messenger RNA, 3588 nt
Organism: Oncorhynchus tshawytscha (Chinook salmon)
Lineage: Eukaryota; Metazoa; Chordata; Actinopteri; Salmoniformes; Salmonidae
Gene: lg13h6orf62
Product: linkage group 13 C6orf62 homolog
Exons: 5
Coding region: 1618-2310 (230 amino acids)
Source: RefSeq, a predicted model, not a curated record